Messenger RNA from Acyrthosiphon pisum (pea aphid), 4340 nucleotides. Its product is annotated as ell-associated factor Eaf. The transcript is spliced from 6 exons. NCBI's taxonomy places the organism in Eukaryota, Metazoa, Arthropoda, Insecta, Hemiptera, Aphididae. Bases 875 to 2197 code for a protein of 440 amino acids. The record is from RefSeq and is a predicted model, not a curated record.
GCUCCAAGACUGCACGCAUACAUACAAUUAUGCUUGCACGUACGUGUACAGUAACACACCACACACCCACGCCUACCCACAGCUAUCAUACUCUCGUGCAUAUACAAUAAUAUAUAUUAUGCACCUAUGAAUAUGUUGUUGUUGAAAGUGAUCCGAAUUAUUCCCAUCGAAUUCGAUGAUCGCUCUGCUGCUCGGACGCGUUAUUAAUCGUCAUAAUAAUAUAAUAUCAUAAUAUACUAUACCAAUGAAGAAUUAUCGUCAAUAUUGUUUUUGAUUUGCCCGCGAUUCACAGCGAAAGUCCAUCAAUAACACCGGAACAUUUGCUUGGUUCUUCAAACAGCGAAUUGAAAAUGGUCCAGAAAAGUUAACAUACAAAUUUACAAAUAGUAACAAUAAUACAGAAACUAUUAACUCCGGAGGUUCAAAAAUAGUUGGGAAACUUGUAAAAGUCAAGUUUUCAAAAUCAUGCACCGCACCAAUCAUAACACCUCUGAAGUUACAAGACGUCGUUGAACAAUUAGAAAAAUCGGCGUGCGGUCGGCGCCAAGACGAAGUUGACGGUUUCGGUGAAGGAAAGCUGCGACAAGAUCACGGUGAGAUAUCGGAACACCAAGAUCACGGUGCGGAAUACGUGCCAUCGCCUCUCGGUCACCGUGACGGUCAAGCUGCAGGCAUCGACGAACCGCGGGGACGGUUGAUCGCCGGCUGUGACGUCCCGCUGAUCGUCACCGGUCCGGCUCCCAUCUAUCCGGCCAUCCGCGCUUCGCCCAGUCCCACCACAUCCACCAUCACCACCAGCCGCCUGCAGCUGCAGAAGUGUCUCCAGCAUCCUAAGGUCGAGGGAUCGACGACAUCUUCUGCCCGACCGGAAGUCAUGUUGCAACAGUAUCAGCAACAACCGGAUUACACGCCCUACGGUGGCAUCGGGUACGGUGCGCAGCCCAACGCCGGUUACUUCAACUAUGCCGCCACCGAGUCCUCCUGGUACGGUUCGCCGUCGUCAGGUGCCACCGAUCACGCGCAAAUGCAUGCCAGUUUAUCGCAUAACGCGUGCAACACACAUAUCGGCGACAGUACAGGAAACUUCCUGAACCAUGGUUAUCAUCAGGCUACGUCGACAGGAGCGUCGACGUCUUCGGCAGAAUCGUUCGCCGCCAACAACCAUCCGGUGUCCCAGGCCGACAUGACAGACCCCAUGGCUGAUUUCUUGGGCGGCCACCAAAACAUGACCGAAAACGAUAAGAUCAUCAAGGAGGAGUCCAUAGACUGGCUCUCGACCAUCAUAAACGACGAAGUCGUCGAUCACGGCAACCGGCCCGACGCUUGUGAUGGGGACGGUGGAGGUGUGACGGGCUCAGGUGGCAACGGCAAACUCGUCGGCGACUUAACGUGCGAGGGCAGGGAGUCCAACGGCAGGUUGCCAAAUUUUCAUCAGGCCUUCGGGUCCACCGAGAUAGGCAGGUUCUCGCAGCACGAGUACUACGAACCGCCGAAAGACACGGCAAUCGGCGAAUGUCAGUCGGCCGGUCGGUCGGGCUCGACUACCGCACAACAGCCCGGCGUCGGGACGUCGCAGCGAUCCGACGAACAGCACACGGCGGCGGCGUCGUCGUCGUUCGAACCACCGCGGCAACAGAACAGGCGUGGACGCGCGCAGCGUGGCGGCGGCCAAAACAGGCGCAACAAGCAGACCAGAACGGCAGCCGCCGCCGCUGCAGCGGCUGCCGCCGUGGCCGCCCAACAGUACGCGGGUUACGACGUGACCGGUGCCGCGGUGGGCAGACAUCAGGUACCUCCGUACCACCACCAAGACCCAUACAACCGGAACCAUCAUCAUCACGCCCAACAGCAGCGGUAUCACCAAGAAUACCAUCACCAAAACCAGCAGACGCCUUACCAGAACCACCAACAGGAGUAUUACAGGCCGUACGACCGGAUGCAUUACCAGCAACAACAGCAGCCGUUGCCAUCAAACCAGUACUACAACAGCAGCAACGGUAACAACAACGGCGGCGGAGGCAGUGGCAGCAACAGCAACAUCAACAUGAACAACAGUAACCGGGAACAGUCGUAUGCUGGCGGAUACAACCGGUUUCACUCGUGCUGCUCUACCGAGCACAUAGCCAGGCCCAGUCAUCACCAUAACUACGGUCCGGGCCAGUAUUACGGUGAUUACAACACCUACAACCAAUGGUGAUGAGAAGUCCUCAUCAUCUCACCGCCGCCGCCGUGUCGUAAAAUAUCGUUUUUAACGUCAUUCUAUAAAAAAAAAAGUAAAAUAAAAAAGGUAUGUUUCGUUUGUGCGCACCAACAACGGCGGGUGUGCCUUUCAAACACCUCUCCCCCAAACCCAGUCAUCCCACCCCUAUCAGAUACAAAAAUAAUAUUUAUCAAAUUAAUAUUUUUAACUCACUGUCUGUGAUACGAUGACGAUGGUAAUACACGGUAUAACGAUUAUUUCAUGUAUUAUUAUCACACGUUAUUGUGCAACAACAAAAUUUGUGGCUUAAAUACGAGUAGAAUGCCGUUUUUUUUCUCGGACACUCAACGAGUCAAUUAUAACGUCGAAAACGAAAUUCCCGAUUUGUAUAUUUAAUAUUCCUCUCGUGACACGUUUUACAACAGCACCUGGCGUGUAAAAAGUAAAAACGGUAACUCGAUGUCCUAUUUAAAAUGAUAACUUUAUGACUUUAUAACUAUUCAAAACAAUAUUAUUAUUGUUGCAUUAAUAUAAUAAUAUUAUGUCGAACAAAAACCGAGCUUGUGGUCGCUGCGUCCCACACGACCGACAACGACAUUAUUGCGCAUGGACACCGAAAUCGUUGGCCUCGAGAGAUCUAUAAUAUUUAUGUGAAAUUACAACGUGGUGCCAGAGAAGACUUUCGGUUUUGUCAGAUCCGUGGAUCUUGGAUCUCAUCAUCCGGCGUGUGUCGUCUUCAUAACACGUGUGUGUUCUUUCCCCAAACGCGAAAGGGAGAUAAAAAACCACGACGACGAAGGUCUUGUCUCGUUUCGAUGUUUUAUUAUCGUAUAAUUUACAUUAUAGUGUUUAAGUCGUUGUGCCUUAUUAAUUAACGGUUAAUGUUGUAAAAUGCACCAUUAUAUUAUUAUUAUUAAAUUAUGAAUAAAUUAUAUAUUACUGUAUAAAAUAUUAUCAAUAGCAUAUUUUUUUUUUUACAUAUAUAUAAUUUAUAUAUAUUAUUAUUAUAUUAUAUAAGACAUAAUUGGCGAGCGAAUCCGCGUUUAAAAGAAGUCCGGUGCCGGCAGUUUUAUUUACAUUUUGUUUUUAUUAUCAUAUUGUUUAGUUUUGUUUUCCGAUUCCGUUUGUAUAUUAAAAUAUAAUAAUUUAUCGUAUCUGUAUUGCUGGUAAGAGGGAGCAAUGACACAAGUUUUUAAAGCUGUGCGCUACAUAUUAUUUCGUUUUAGAAUAGAUAAGACAAAGCCUGCAGCAGUGUUUUUAUCCUACUAAUAUUAGUUGUCCGUUUGUUUGUAUCAUUACUAUAUUAUUAUUACUAUCGAUAUUAUUAUAUUUUGUACGUGCGUAGUCUUCCUGAAUACAUUAUAUUAUAUUAUAUUAAUAUUAUUAUUAGGUCCGGUCAUAUAAUAUAAUAAUAUUAUUAUGUUGAUGUACGAGAUCAUACUGCGAUAGAGCUUCCUCCGUUAACAAUCUCAUCGCGACAAUAUCGCUUACGGGUCAUUGCGACCUGCGGGACCGCGAUUAGUUGUAUUAAUCAUUAUUAUUAUUAUUAUUAUUAUUAUAUAAUUUUUUUAUGGUCUUAUCAGUUUUUAUUAUUUUAUUUUUACAUUUGAAAACGGAAUUUAGGCUCAACUGUUACACGGACCAAUAGUAUAAUGAAUUUAUAUACCUACCUACCUAAUUAUGAAUAUUCAUAAACCUAGUUUUCUGUCACUGUGAUCGAGUAUAUAUUAUAUGUUACACACUAAUAUUAUGUCAAAUAAUGAUGUAUUAUUAUAAUACCGUAGUGCGUGUUUGACCUUUACACGAUAAAAUUAAAACAAAUAACGAUAGAGCCAUCAUACUCCUCUAUAAGUUCGAAAAUCGUGAGAAAAUAAAAUAAUAAUUGACUUGCAAUAGCUUAUAAUUAUAAAUUUAUACAUUAUUUUAAAGGAAACCACAAUCUAUAUACUGUAUAGAUAUGUUCAUUUAAAUUUUGAGUAGAGAACACUUCCCGCAAGGUACAUAAUAACAUUGCAGUGUUAGGUAUACCAUCACGGUAUGAUAAUAAUAUUAUAAUAUUAUGUGCAUACACACAAAACAGCUUGAUAAUAUUAUAUAUAUUAUAGAACAGUGAAUAGUGUAAAUUCUGGUCGAAAAUCUA